GAGCAUGCUGUACAUGUGACACGUAUCCAUCCAUAACUUGCUGAGGUGUUGGUUGUAUUUGUAUGCUGAGGUGUUGGUUGUCUUGGAUGCUGAGGGGUUUGCAUUUCAAUUCAUGCUGUACAAUUAUUGGAAAUCAAAUUCUUGGAAAUCUAAGACAGACAGGCAGAUUAUCCAGCAGAAAGAAGCUGGCGUUUUUGGUUUGAAACUAAUUAAGGUAGCCAAUGCAAAUUGAUUCCUACUCCACUCGGGAAGUCGGGUGGAUCCAUGCACACGGCCGCGGCGGGAUCGGCUGCCGCGCGAUCCAGUCCAGCCGGCCAUCCCACAACCGACAGCUGCAUCUCGUUCCUUGGCCAUUCCAUUCCAUUCCAUUCCUUGAUCGGUCAUCUUCAUCCUCGCCGACAGCUGCAUCUCGUUCCUUGGCCAUGCCGCUGUCCGCCUGCCAGUCCUGCGCCACGCACGACGCCAUCGUCUUCUGCCUGCUCUGCGGCGCCAGGCUUUGCCUGCCCUGCGACGCCGCCCUGCACGCCGCCGCGGGGCUCCACCCGCGCGCCCGCCUCUGCGACAAAUGUAACCUCGCGCCGGCCGCGCUGCGCUGCGACGACGUCACGCUCUGCGCCGGGUGCGCCGGUCACGGCCCUCCGGCCAGCGCCCUCGUCGCCCAGUACACCGGCUGCCCCGCGCCUAAAGAUUUGGUGCGCAUCAUCUCCACCGAGACGCCGCCGCAGCAGGAUGCGUUGGAGGUCUGGAUCGCCGAUAAGCUUUUGGAGGAUGAUGCCGGGCAGCUGAUGGAAGCAGGAUGGGAUGUCGCCGAGGAAACUGCCAAGCUUGAGAAGAUGCUGAGUGACCUCUCCUCAUCAUCAGCGCUGGUGGCCCCCUCGCAAUCUUGUCUUAUACGAACGGAUGACAAGAAACGGCAGGAGAGGGAGAGAGCCAAGCUCCGAUACGCCGAGAAGAAGAAGAAGAACAGAAGAUUCUGCAAGCAGAUCAUGUAUGCUUCCCGCAAGGCCAGAGCCGACACAAGGAAGAGAGUCAAAGGCCGAUUUGCAAAGGCUUCUACUACUUCUCAAGAUCCCCAUAGUUAUAAUCCCGUCCAUGACGAUCCAUCUAAUACAGACAAGGGAGAGACAAGAAGUUGAUGCACACAUCCGCCGGCCUUCAUAAACAGAGAGACAGGAAAAGAAAAAAAAACAAACAAGAACACAUCAAAGCUCAACCCUCCAUAUAUAGCUGUGGCUGCAACUUUCAACUUGUGAUUGUCACUGCUUCAUCUUAUCUUGCUUUUAGGUUAUUUGUCUCUUACUUAACCUGCUGAUCGAUCUGACAAUUUUGCUUUGUGUUGUCAUGCAUCUUGCAGACUUGCAGUGCUACGGUUUGCCCAUUAAGGCAGAAAGAAAAAUGGUGAACAGGAUGAGUGAGCUACGGUUUGCCCAUUAAGGCAGAAACAAAAAUUACCUACCUAGUUCCUCUUAGGCAUUGUUUUCUAGAAAAACAAUAUUAUUAUAUUAGAAUGGGAGGACACCCGAAUUCAUGUUCCGUCGUCUGUAUAACAAAAGCCAAGGUCCUUGCCUGUAAAUAAUAUUUGCAGGUUUUAGACCAAUGAUGAUUAGUUUCUUCUGCUAGUUUAAUUUGGAACUCCUGUUCCUUGUUUGAACUUGUAAAAAACAUACAGAAAUGACCACCCUUCAUUCACAAGUUGAAAAGGUCACGGAUGAAAUAUUUAAAUGCAUUGCCAGUUUCAUUUUCCACUAUCCCAGAAACCCAAAUGGAUGACCAGGCAUCAUCGUCUGGAUAUUGGUAAUGAUACUGUUACAUAUCUCCUUAUUAAUGAAUGCUCG
Messenger RNA from Panicum virgatum (switchgrass), 1835 nucleotides. Its product is annotated as zinc finger protein CONSTANS-LIKE 12-like. The transcript has 3 exons. The record is from RefSeq and is a predicted model, not a curated record. Bases 222 to 1136 code for a protein of 304 amino acids. Gene Ontology annotation, molecular function: protein binding; zinc ion binding. Lineage: Eukaryota; Viridiplantae; Streptophyta; Magnoliopsida; Poales; Poaceae.